GACGCAAACGUCAUAGGCCAUUGAAUCAUCGUUCGUCUGUGUUUGAGUCGGCGAACACGAACAAUGCAAAACGCAGCUUGGAGCCACAUGGGGUUCCAACAGGGAACGGCUCUGUACGGCACCACAUACAACCAAAUGCAAACACAAUACCCUUACUACAGCUACGCGUCGUCGGCAGCACCGCAGCCUCCUGGUUCUUAUUCCUAUCCACAGUAUCCAUACCCUUUUAUGCCCCAAUCCAUGCCUGGUUUUCCUAUGCCUUUUGCACCAUCUUUCCAGUCCCAGUUGACUGUGCAGGAGCCUCAGUUGACAGCCCUUGUUGAAGAACAGCCUCUUCCUCCUGGGGUCGACCCAGUCAAACCUCCAAUGAAAACAGACGAGAGGGUAGCAAACGGUCAACAUGGAAUGGAUGUUGGUGAGAAGUAUAAGAAAGAUGUUGGUAGUGAUGGGAGUGAUGUCAUGGAAGGGAAGAGUGUAGUCGGUAAGGAGGUAGACAAGAAGGACAAGGUAAAAGGCAAAGGUUCACAACAGGAAGAACAGCAGCAACACAAACAAAAAAAUGAAGGUUUUCCACCUGCUCUUAAUGAGUAUGUGCUGCGUUGUUUCCAAAGUUGUGUGAGUGAAUCCGAAAAGAACCAGAUGGAAGGUUAUCUGAAAAAGCUGCUGUCAGAUGCUUUUAAUAGUGGAUCAGCAUGGUUGAAAGACUGGACUAAAGAGUCGUUGCCACAACUCAAGAAAGGACAGAAAAAGAAAUCUCGUUGGGCAACUCCACCACCUUCUGCAUUGUCAUUGCCAUCAUCUUCAUUAUCAGGUGGCUUUGUUUCAUCAGGUCGUGGCUUUGUGAAAGUUCCUCCAGCGGGGAGAGGGAAGGUCUUUUCUCAGGGCCGGGGUUUGGGAGUAGUUCCAGGUGUAGGCAGUCGCGGACGUGACAUCGUGAAGAGAGGCAGAGAUGUAGGCAGAAGAAGUAGGUCAAGGUCAUCAUCAUUAUCAAGUGACACAAGAUCUCCUUACAGGUCACGUAAACACUUCUAUAGUUCUGAUAGUGGCAGCAGAAGCAAUAGUCCAUCUGCUUUGCAUGUCUCUCCAAUAGUGAAGCCACCUCAACCAAAGAAGAAACAGAAAAGGAAACAGAAGAAAUCGAAAGUGCAAAAGAAGUUCUCAAUGGAAAAGGAUGAAGUGCAGAUGAGCGAGAGGUUGAAACGGUUUGGAGACAUGGUGAAACCUCAGGAGAAAAAGAAGACGAGUUUUAUCGACAUGAUACAUCAGAUGAAUAACAGGGACAUUGGUGAUGAUAAUGAUUUUGAUUGGAGUCAAUACGCUAUUCAUGGAACUUGUCAGAAAUUGGACAAGCCUUAUUUCCGACUGACUGCCGCUCCAGAUGCCUCGCUUGUGAGACCUGUUGAUGUGUUGAGAAGAUCCGUGCAGAUGGUCAAAGACAAGUGGAAUGCGAAGUCAUCGUAUCGAUAUGUUUGUGAACAGUUCAAAUCUAUUAGACAGGAUCUGACGGUUCAGUGCAUUCGCGAUGAGUUUACCGUCGAAGUUUAUGAAACACAUGCUCGUGUCGCAUUGGAACAGGGUGAUCGUGAGGAAUUUAAUCAAUGUUUGACUCAAUUACGAACUCUGUAUAGUGAAGACAUUGCAGGUAAUGAAGCUGAAUUUACUGCCUAUUGGAUUCUCUACUUGAUGCUGACAAGAAACUCCGCCGAUAUGAAUGUCUCUCUGGCCUCGCUUAGUGAUGAAAUGCAAUCAAAUCUUGUUGUAAAACAUGCUCUUGCUUUGCGUUCAGCAUGGGCUCUGUCUAACUAUCACAAGUUUUUCAAGCUCUACAUUUCUUCUCCUCUUUUGUGUCCAUUUCUGAUUGAUAUGUUCAUACAGCGAGAACGACUUCAAGCACUACGAGCAAUAACCAAGUCAUUUCGACCGACCGUACCUGUCUCCUUCCUUCAGACCGAGUUGGGGUUUGAUAGUGUCGACAAGUGCCGUUCAUUUUUACAGGAGAAUGGCGGCAUUCGCCACGGCACAGAUGAUAACACCCUCGAUUGCAAGCUCACACACACCAACCUGCUUGCUCUCUCACAACUACAGUCCUAAUUGUUUGAUAGUCAAUAUUAAAAAGCUAGAAAUGACCCCUAUACGACCCCUUAUGAGUUCACAGUUGUGUUUAUAGGUUAAUCAAGCUGCAGUGCGAGAGUUCGACAAGCCAACUCUUGUGCAGAAUCGAAAAUCAAUAACACUUCCUUACAAACUCGUAAUACGUAUUGUUAAGAUCAUUGCAUAGUAAUGUAUCUAUUUGAUUGACUCUUUUGUGAGUGGGAAGUAGAAUGGUUUUAUAGUGUUUGUGUACUGUGAACUGUACCGUAUGAAAUAGGGGUGUAGAGCUACUAUAGAUGGGUCAGAGACUAUGUAGGGUGUUUUUACUGUAUAGCACACUGUAGUAGAUUUAUUAUAUUUAUACAUCGUCUACAGAGUA
This is a messenger RNA of Corticium candelabrum, 2470 nucleotides long. Its product is annotated as leukocyte receptor cluster member 8-like. The record is from RefSeq and is a predicted model, not a curated record. Gene Ontology annotation, cellular component: nucleus. Bases 64 to 2091 code for a protein of 675 amino acids. Lineage: Eukaryota; Metazoa; Porifera; Homoscleromorpha; Homosclerophorida; Plakinidae. The transcript is spliced from 14 exons.